Sorghum bicolor (sorghum) is the source of this 1442-nucleotide messenger RNA. RefSeq lists its product as uncharacterized. The record is from RefSeq and is a predicted model, not a curated record. Bases 151 to 993 code for a protein of 280 amino acids. The transcript has 3 exons. Lineage: Eukaryota; Viridiplantae; Streptophyta; Magnoliopsida; Poales; Poaceae.
CUUGAGGUACCUAGGAGUCUAGGACUAUGAAGCACAGGCAUUGUGGAGCUCCAUGAAGAAAUAGGAAACUUGAAAUUUCUACAAAUACUGGAUAUACAGGAAAAUCAAAUUGCUUGCUUGCCAUCAAAUGUAGUUCAGCUCAAACAUUUGAUGUGCCUGAAGAUUGAAGGUUCAACGAGGGUGUCAAAUAGUAUAGGGAGCCUAACAAGCCUGGAAGUGCUGUCACAUAUACGCGUUGAUGACUCCAAUAUCCACAUUCUAGAAGAGUUGGGUCAGCUAACAGAACUGAGGGUACUGGAGAUUACUUUGGAUGAAUGGAACGACAAGCUGGUUGAGUGCCUACCAAAGCUGCAAAACAUCCAAGACCUUUAUUUCUGGGUCCCGCAGCAUCAAAAGAACAUCGGUGGAUUGGAUGCCUGGGUCGCCCCUCGAUGUCUCCGUAGAUUGCGUAUACAGUCGGUCUGCUGGUUCUCAACGCUGCCAGAGUGGAUGAAUCCAUCACAUGUGCCGUGCCUCUCCAUCCUAUCCAUCGCCGUAAGGGAGGUACAGCAGCGUGAUCUCGACAUACUUGGGAACUUACAUGCUCUCCGUCAACUAAAUCUGGUUGUGGGCCAUGAUGAACUCGGAAUCUUUGGGGGAUUUGUCAUUGGUGCUGGUUCGUUCCCAUGCCUAAGAUACUGCGACUUCCGUGGAUUUGUGGGACCCAUAGUGUUUCAGCAGGGAGCUAUGCCAAGGCUCAGAACCCUUUGCUCUGGGUUCUUUGUGCGGGAGGCCAUUGAAAUCGGCAGCAGCGACGGUGUUGUUGGUCUCGAUUUUGGCCUGGGUAUCUUGCCAUCCCUCCAGUAUAUCUUUUUUUUGUUGGACUCUGAAGGCGCUAGUGAGGAGGAGGUGAAGAAAUUGAAGGCUAAGCUGUGGCAUGCCAGUAAAAUUCAUCCCAAUCGUCCCAGGCUUUUAAUAGACGGAUGCUCUGAAGACCAAGUUUCAGAUGAAUGAAUGAUGUCCCAGAGAAAAGAUAUCUGUUCCUCUACAUGCAACCGCAGCCCAUCAUAAUUCACCAAGCACAUUGAGAGUUGGGCUCACAAUUCACAAAUCUACAGUCGGUGGCCUGGAGACCAGGAAACAAUAGAUUGAACACAAGGUUAUUCCGGUGAGGAAGAGUUGGGACCAGAGCUCGCUAACAUUGUUUGUUGGAACCGGAACUUGUUGGCACCAAUUUGUGGUUACUUUCCACAGGUCACAGGAUGCCUAAAAGUUCGCAGGGUCUGUUUACGUUCCUGUUGAGUGCAAUUGGUAUGGAUACUUCUUUUUAUUUAUUUAUUUAUUUAUCUAUCAUAAUUUGUAUGGAUACUCGAAGCUGUCAAAAAGCAAAUUCAUUUGCAUAGCUUUCAGUACAUUGAACCGAUUCCACAUUAUGUAUGGUCACUUGGAUCUUCAGGAGUCUA